AUGUGCGUGGGGAAGUGCAGCCGGAUCGUGGGGCCCUGCAUGCUGGUGCUGGGCACGCUCUCCAUGGCAGCCAGCAUCCUCCUGCUGUUCCCCGGCGGAGCAUCCGAGCCCCUGCGGCGGGGACACAUCGGCCGCCACGCCCGCGCCCUGCCGGGGCUCUGGGGCGGCGGCGUCGCCGUGCUGCUGGCAGCGACACACGUCACGGCGCUGGGCUGGCAGCGCUCCGGCUGCUCCGGCCGCCACAGCGCUUUCCUGUCCGUGGUGCUCUCCAAGCUGGCGCUGCUGGGCGCCGCCGCCUGCUUCGUGCUCUGCGGGGUGGGGCUGAGCACCGGCCCCCUCUGCCGCUACAACAGCACCGGGCUGGGCCCCGGGCACACCGCCCUCUGGGGAUACCCCUUCCUGGAUGCCACUGACCCCGGGCCUGAUGCCAGGGCUGAGAACUACCUGUACAACCGGAGCACCUGGAGCACCUGCCUGGAGCCCGAGGGCAUCGUCCCCUGGCACGUGGUGCUGUUCUCGCUCCUGCUGCUCAUCAGCGCCGCCGAGAUGGUGCUGGCCCUGCUCCAGAUCCUCAACGGCUGCCUCGGCUGCCUCUGCGGCUCCUGCGACGGCAAGUAG
Serinus canaria (Common canary) is the source of this 618-nucleotide messenger RNA. It is a transcript of the gene TM4SF19, whose product is annotated as transmembrane 4 L six family member 19. The record is from RefSeq and is a predicted model, not a curated record. Lineage: Eukaryota; Metazoa; Chordata; Aves; Passeriformes; Fringillidae. The transcript has 4 exons. Gene Ontology annotation, cellular component: membrane. Bases 1 to 618 code for a protein of 205 amino acids.